GUCGGCAACGGACCAGGCGGCAGCACGAGUCCUCCCGACGGCGUUGCCCUUGUCGCAUUGUGUGCACCCGCUCUCCGACAACCCGCGGCGCCGCGGCCACUGUCGUGUUCAUCGGCAGCGCGGCGAGUGCGCCAGAAAAAAAACGAGCGACUGAGCCCGCCACCCACCCAGUCAGUCAGUCGGCAAGCCCUCCGCGCUCCGAGAAGGACGUCUUCUCGGCUAUGGUACGCCUCAACGGCAUCGCACGCGGGAACGCCGUCGUCUGCUCCGUCUGCGAGAGACGUCGUCUGAUUCCCUCGCCGCCGUUCCGCGGAUGCUGCGGACGCUGGUCGUCGGUUGUUCUGGCGAUGUCGUGGUUGAUUCUGGUGUUCGGGGCGGCGGCGGUGACGUCGACUUUGACGGAGAAGCCCAACGUCCCUGGCGGUGCCGGGUCUCUGGACCUGGAGGCAGCGGCGGCCGCGGCGAGUUCGAGUCCUGGGCCGAGGACGCCUUCGAAGUUCGGGGUCAAUGUAUGUUUCCGGGGAUCGAUACCACAGUGCUGCGAUGGCUGGACGAGGAGGUAUGGGCGAGGAGGGCACUGCAUCACGCCCGUGUGCAGGAGACCGUGCGGCGGAGGGUACUGCGUUCGCCCCAACACGUGCCGAUGUCCCAGCGGACAGCUGGCACCGUCCUGUCCCAUCUCCCCCCUCCUGUCCAAGCCGAGGCCAGGCUCGGGUCCCGUGCCGUCUCUUCCCGCUCCAGUCGGAACGGGUGCCCCGAGACACAUCACGCCGGACGCCACUCUCGGUUUGUGCCGAGAGCCCUGUCAGAAUGGAGGUCGCUGCAUCGGCAAGGAUCGAUGUGCUUGCGUCUACGGCUACACAGGAAGACAUUGUGAAAGGGACUACCGAACCGGGCCGUGCUUCCGGAAGCUCCGGCAAUCCUUUUGCUCCGACCAGCUUGCCGGAGUGGUGUGCACGCGCCAGCUGUGCUGCGCCACCGUGGGUGUCGCCUGGGGACACCCCUGCGAGGGCUGCCCGUCUCAGCUGGAGUGCGACAAGGGAUACAUCACCAACAUUCACUCAAGAGGAUGCCAAGAUGUCAAUGAAUGUGAGGCCAUUCCCGGUUUAUGUGACGAGGGCAUCUGUGUCAACACGCCCGGGUCCUUUCGCUGCGAGUGCAAAGAAGGUUACGAGAGAAACGAACGCAGCCACAAGUGUGAAGAUAUUGACGAGUGUCUUCGUGACUUGGACGUCUGCAACGGCGGCCACUGCAUCAACACGGCCGGCAGCUACUACUGCCUCUGCAACUCCGGGACGGUACCCAGUCGAGACAGAAAGACGUGUCUAGACACUAGCCAGGAGUACUGCUACACAGAAUACCGAGGACUGGGACAGUGCAGACAUCCCCUACCAGUGCGGCUCACCAAGGUGGAGUGCUGCUGCCGCGACGAUAAAACUGGAUGGGGUGAACCCUGCGAACGCUGCCCCAGGAACGGCACUGCUGAAUAUAAACGUCUCUGCAGAUCACCUGAAAUGGAGGCCAACGAUUGCGACCUUCGACCUGGCCUUUGCGCGGGAGGACGCUGCAUCAACACGCGCACGGGAUACCGUUGCGAGUGCGGCGACGGCUACAGAGUCUCCUCCGGAGGCAAGGCCUGCGAAGAGAUUGAUGAAUGUGCUGAAAACAACUACUGCUCCCUGGGAAAGUGCAUCAACACCAAGGGCAGUUUUCGGUGCAUCUGUCCACCAGGAUUUGAUGCGACGCCCGACGGAACAGACUGCAGUGAUCGAGAUGAGUGCAAGGAGAGUGGCAUGUGCAGUCACGGCCGCUGCGUCAACAUGGCUGGGUCUUACAAGUGCGAGUGUGACCGUGGCUUCACCCUGUCCACUAGUGGACGAGCCUGUGUUGACAUUGAUGAGUGUCUGGACAACAACCGCAUCUGCCUCAAGGGUGGUGUCUGCGAGAAUGUGCCAGGCAGCUACCGGUGUGUCUGCAACAAUGGCUAUGUCCUGUCCCAAGACGGACAGUUCUGUGUAGAUGUGAACGAGUGUGCAGACACGAACAUGUGCCAGAAUGGAGUGUGCAUCAACAUGGAUGGCAGUGUCAAGUGCAGGUGCAAUCCGGGAUUUAAACAGUCUUUCGACGGGCAUCAUUGCAUCGACAUGGAUGAAUGCUACGAACUGGAAAACACGUGUGGGAGUGGACGCUGUGAAAAUACUGUUGGUAGCUUCCGGUGCCUUUGUGAUGAUGGUUUCAGCAUUGGUCCUGGUGGAAGAUCCUGUAUUGACACCAGGCGCGACUACUGCUACACGAUGCAUCAGAACGGAGUGUGCGGCCAGCCCUCGACCAUGCUCGUGAAAAAAUCGGCCUGUUGCUGCGCCGCUCAUAACGGAGGUCAGGUCGCCUGGGGUGCCCAGUGCAAACCGUGCCCGUCUCCCGGGUCCCCGGAAUACUCCAGGCUGUGCCCCAACGGAACUGGAACUGGCCCCAGUGGAGAGGACAUCAACGAGUGCUGGGUCUUCCCCCAAAUGUGCCCCAAUGGUGCCUGCGAGAACCUCAAGGGAAGCUACCGCUGCAUCUGCAAUCCAGGCUAUCAGGUGGACAACACAGGCAAGGUAUGUUCAGAUAUAAACGAAUGCAAGGUCAACCUGCUGCUUUGCGAGAAUGGACUCUGCCGGAACACCCCAGGGAGCCACCAGUGCACCUGUCCUGCGGGCUACCGACACAACGCGCAUACCAGUACCUGCGAAGACAUUGACGAGUGCAACGGCAACGGAAGAGGUCACUGCGUUGGGGGUGUCUGCAUAAAUACGCCAGGAAGCUACCGCUGCGACUGUCCCUCUGGAAUGACUCUCGACGCGUCUAGGCACGUCUGCAUUGAUAACCGUAAGGGUUCGUGCUGGCUGAGCGUGAGAGACGGCCAAUGCGAGAAUGAUGUCAAGAGGAGCAUGCUUCGGUCGGAGUGCUGUUCCUCCGUGGGCAAGGCCUGGGGUAGCCCCUGCCAGCUCUGCUCUGUGUUGGAACAAGAUCCAAAAGGACGAAAGUGCCCGAAAGGUCACGUGAUGCUCGAUGGGAGCACGUGCACUGACGUCAACGAAUGCGAGCUGUUCCCCAACAUCUGCCAGGGAGGCGGCCUCUGCGUCAACAGCGAGGGCUCGUACAAAUGCAACUGUCCACCGGGACUUACGCUGGACCCGGGAGGAACCAAGUGCAUUGAUCUCCGAGAAGAGUCAUGCUACUCUUCGUUCGAAGACGGGCGCUGUUCACGGGCAAUGUACGGGCUCUUCCGGAAAAGCAUCUGCUGCUGCACCGUGGGCAAGGCUUGGGGCUACCACUGCGAGGCCUGUCCGAGACCUGGAACCGAGGCCUACAAGGAGCUCUGCCCCAAGGGGUCCGGCUAUGGCCCAAUCAGCCGAGGUGGCGACGCCCUAGUCCCCGCCACCAUUGACUUGAAUGAAUGCCUCUAUUUUCCUGGCCUCUGCCAGAACGGGCGCUGCCAGAACAGCAUCGGCAGCUUCACUUGCACAUGCAACCAAGGAUUUGCUCUCGACCAAGAGGGGAUCAACUGCACAGACAUCGACGAGUGCAGCAUCACCCAUGGAAUCUGCAGCAACGGAACGUGCAGGAACACCGCGGGAUCUUUCCUGUGCGAGUGCAACGAUGGCUUUGAGAGUGCCAUGCAAGCCUGCAUGGAUGUGGACGAGUGCUCUCAGAUAAGGGGCCUGUGUCGUGGUGGACAGUGCAUCAACACCCCAGGUUCUUUCCACUGUGAAUGUCCACAGGGGCAUGAGCUCACUCCAAACAGAAAGGCGUGCAAAGAUAUUGACGAGUGCAGUACGACAAGUGGGAUCUGCUCGAAUGGAAUUUGUGAGAACACGAUGGGGACCUACCAGUGCUUCUGCAACCAAGGCUACAGGCAGAACAACCAGCAGACUAGCUGCGAAGAUAUCGAUGAAUGUGAGCACAACAGAGGAAACUGCAGGUCACUGUGCACAAACACCCCGGGAAGCUACUACUGUGCUUGCGAACCUGGCUAUGCACUGCUACCAGAUGGAGUCAGCUGUACUGAUGUCGACGAGUGCAAGACGGACCCCGACGUUUGUAACGGCGGCAAGUGCCGCAACCUUCCGGGAGACUACGUCUGCACUUGCACGGAGGGGCUCCUUCCUGACCCUGAUGGCAAAGGCUGCAUCGACUACGACGAAUGCGAGGCCAAUCCAAGGUUGUGUACUCACGGACGCUGUGAGAAUACCCUCGGUUCGUACAUCUGUCGCUGUCAGAUUGGCUACUCGGUCAAGGAGGGCCAAAUCCACUGCACUGACGACGAUGAAUGCACAAACGGGAGCAACGACUGCCACGAGUUUGCAGACUGCACCAACCUGGACGGGUCCUAUCGCUGUACCUGCCGAGAGGGUUUCGACGGCGAUGGUGUCACCUGCAAAGAUGUGAACGAAUGCCUGAGGGAGAAUGGAGGUUGCGACACGGAUGCAGACUGCAUCAACACGGACGGCUCCUUCAAGUGUGUCUGCGAUGAAGGAUUCGAAGGCAAUGGAUUCCACUGCAGAGACAAGGAUGAAUGCAGCAUCACUACAGCCAUCUGCGAGAAUGGACAGUGCGUCAACUAUGCUGGCUCCUAUCGAUGUGAAUGUGAUAUGGGAUUUUCACAGACGGAUAACAUGCAGGCUUGUGUGGAUAUCAACGAGUGCAGCGUGUUCUCAAACAUCUGCGUGUAUGGCGAGUGUGAAAACAUCCUCGGCAUGUUUCGCUGCAUCUGCAACCCUGGAUACCGGCUAGACGAGACCGGAGGCAACUGCACGGAUAUCGACGAGUGCAGCAGUCCAGCGUCGUGUCAGCACGGUACGUGCGUCAACACGCUGGGUUCCUACGUGUGCCAGUGCCCGCCAAACUACAGCUUGGCACCGAGCGGGACAGGCUGCGUUGAUUCCAGGCAGGACCUGUGCUACAAGGACGUCAGGGGCAACUUCUACGGUCGGGGCAUCUGUCUGUCCCCCAUCGACACUCCCAUGUCCCGAGCAACCUGCUGCUGUACCGUGGGUGCCGCGUGGGGCCGGGGCUGCGACAUCUGCCCAGCCAAGAACACCACCGAAUACAAAGAGCUGUGUGCUGGAGGACCGGGAUUUCGACCAAAUAUUGAAACCGUUGAGCUUGAAGACAUAGACGAGUGCGCCGAGUUGGACGGCGUCUGCCGGGACGGCCGCUGUUCCAACACCUUUGGCAGCUUCUUGUGCGUCUGCCCAGACGGUUAUACCCUCGACGACUCGCAGCGUGCCUGCAUUGAUGUGAACGAGUGCGACCAGUAUCCCGACGUCUGCGGGCCGGGCACCUGCUUCAACUCGGAUGGGAGCUUCAGGUGCCACUGUCCACCCGACUACGUGGUCGUGCCGGGAGGCAAAUCCUGUGUGGACAUGCGCAAAAACACAUGCUACAAGCACGUCGAGAAGGACGAUCCGCGUCGUGCUCCCACCUGCAGUCAUCCGAUGCUCUUCAACCAGACCAAGAUGACGUGCUGCUGUUCUGUGGGCAAGGCCUGGGGAAGCUUUUGCGAGCCUUGUCCCGAACUGAACUCGGCCCAAUACAAGGCUCUCUGCAGCAGCACCCCUCUGGGCACCAUCAUGAACCCCAUUACACAUGUCAUUGAUGAUGUGGACGAGUGCCAAGGCAUGGUCUGCCAAGAAGGUCGAUGCACGAACACCAUCGGCAGUUUCGUCUGCCAGUGCUACGACGGAUUCCGCUACGACCCAAACCUGAUGACGUGCGAAGACAUCAACGAAUGCCAGGAGAACCCCGGCAUCUGCAGCGGCACGGCCAAGUGCGUCAACGAACGUGGAAGUUACGAAUGCCGCUGCCCUGAUGGCUACGAGUCGUCCUCCAGUCACCGUGGAUGCGAUGAUGUGGACGAGUGCAAACAGCCGCACAUCUGCCAGAAUGGCGUCUGCAUCAACUUGGACGGAGGGUUCCAGUGUACCUGCAAUCCCGGCUACUACUCAACUCCUGCUGGAGAUACGUGCAUCGACUUCGACGAGUGCGCACGUAGUCCCGGAAUAUGCUCCAACGGAAUGUGCGAGAAUGUGCCCGGGUCGUACCGCUGCGUCUGCAACCCUGGCUUCCAACUGUCACCCGACAACGACUGUUAUGAUGUGGACGAAUGCAGAACUCAGUAUAGGAUCUGCCACAACGGCAGGUGCCGCAACACCAUUGGCAGCUUCCAGUGCCACUGUCAGGCUGGCUACCAGCUCAGCCCCGACGGUCGCAGCUGCGUAGACGUCAAUGAGUGUGAGACAGAAGUCUGCAACAAGGGCUCCUGUCGCAAUUCAGAGGGCUCCUUCGAAUGCACCUGCCCCGAGGGAUACCAACUGUCUCACGACGGGUGGGAGUGUGUUGAUGUGGACGAGUGCCUGUCGAUAUCUCAGCUCUGUCUCGGCGGUGUCUGCGAAAACACCGAAGGCGGCUUCCGCUGCUCCUGCCCCCCUGGAUUCAAGCUGUCGGCCGACGCGCGCGGAUGCAUAGACCUCCGUCAGAAACAGUGCUUCCGGAGCUACCAGAGGGGCCAAUGCAGCGACCCCCGACCUGGCAACACAACGCGAAAUCAGUGCUGCUGCAUGCAGGGAUCGGCCGCCUGGGGUGACUCACCCUGCGAACGUUGCCCGGAUCCAACCGAAAGCACCUUUAGGCACAUCUGCCAAGCUGGCCUUGGCUUUAUCGAAGAGGACGGCAUAACAAUUGAUAUCAACGAGUGCAUGAUGAGUCCCGACAUCUGUCAGAAUGGAGAAUGCAUCAACACAGACGGUUCCUACCGGUGCCAGUGCGAGCCCGGGUUCAAGCUUGACCCUUCGGGACACGUUUGCUUAGACGAAGACGAGUGUGCAGAGAAGAGGACAAUAUGCGGGAAUGGAACCUGCUCGAACACGCUGGGAGGCUUCGAGUGCCAUUGCGGCGAAGGAUUCACACCCGGAAUAAGAAAUGUCUGCGAAGAUCUCAACGAGUGUGUUCUGGGCAUUGACGACUGCGCCUUCCGCUGCCUCAACACUGCUGGCUCGUUUCGCUGCACUUGCCCCUAUGGCUACACUUUAGCGCCAGAUGGAAAGCAUUGCCAAGAUUUGGACGAGUGCGCAUCUGGAGAUCACGGCUGUCGCUAUGCUUGCAAAAACCUUGUGGGGACGUUUCAGUGCAUAUGUCCCGAUGGCAUGAGAUCAACUGGCCGCGGAGACGACUGCACAGACAUUAACGAGUGUCAAGAAAAUCCCGACAUCUGCCAGAACGGAGAGUGCAUCAACACGCACGGGGGUUAUCGCUGUCGCUGCUACCACGGCUUUGAGCCUAGCAGCAACGGAAAGCAGUGUUUAGACAACAGACUUGGAACCUGCUACCAAACAGCAAGCUCGUGCCCCAACUCAAACGGCCAGCUGGGUCUGACGUCGCGCGACGAAUGCUGCUGCAGCGUCGGCAUAGUCUGGGGCUCUCACUGUGAAGCGUGUCCGCAGCGGAACACGCAAGAGUUUAACUCGCUAUGCGAACUCGGCACGGGAUUCAACAAGGACGGGCAAGAUGUCAACGAAUGCGAGACCUUGCCGCACCUGUGCAACAACGGGCGCUGCAUCAACACACAGGGCUCGUACCGCUGUCUCUGCAACCGGGGGUACAAGACGGACCCCACGGGGACACGCUGUGUCGAUGUCAACGAGUGUGAGCUCCCGGUUUCACCGUGCAAGUCCAAGUGUCUCAACACAGAGGGCAGCUACAUCUGUUCCUGCGAUGACGGCUAUGUCCUAGCAGAAGACAAAGUCUCCUGCAAAGAUGUGGACGAGUGCGCGACGGACAGACACAACUGCGAGCACUCGUGCAUCAACACUCAGGGAAGCUACCGAUGCUCCUGCAAAGACGGCUACAACGUACUCGAGAGCCAGUGCUUGGACGUCAACGAGUGCCGUGAGCAACCGCACCUCUGCGCUCCGAGCGGAACGUGUACCAACAUGCCGGGAAGUUACAGGUGCAAUUGCCCCCGUGGCUACAUCACGGAUGCUUCGGGGCAGUCUUGCAAGGACACGGAUGAAUGUGCGGAUCCGAGCAGGUGUCCGCACGGUUGUGAGAAUCUCGAAGGCUCGUACCGCUGCACAUGCCCACCAGGGUUCAAGCAGCACCCCUACUGGAACCAGUGUCUGGACGACAACGAAUGUCUGUCGCAGCCGUGUGGAACGGCAAACUGCGUCAACACUGUGGGCAGCUACUCGUGCAACUGCCCCAAUGGAUUCAGUUUCGACGAGAUCAUGACCAGCUGUGUCGGAGGCAGUGGAUGCUCCAACAGCCCGUGCCUCUUCGAGUGCAUGCCCACCGGAUCUGGAGGCUUCCUCUGCAGCUGCCCGGAAGGAUACCAGCGCAUUGGACAAGGGCACUGUCUCUCCACGCAUCCCGAGAGUUCAACCCUGGGUCCUGGAAAGGGCGUGCCGGGGGACGUGGGGAUACCCGCCUACGAUGUUGGCAACGCCGGGCCCCAGGACCCCGACAAGGUCAUCUCGACCGAAGGAUGCUACUCCUGCAAGCUCAACGGCGGGAGCGUACAGCGCGCGCGGAGGGGACUCAACAAUGGAACGUCGUCUCGGAGGCUCACCCGGAGGUCUACUCAGAAGAAGGAAACGGAAGAGCAGACAAUGGCACACAAGAGGAGACACCUCAAGUCUCGUUGGGACGUCAUCAAGGUGACGCUGCCUCUACGCCAAGCGCAGGUGCACCAAAACAUCCUCGACAUCCGGCCAGCCUACAAGCACCUCAGGGACGACAAGAACUACCACGUGCUGCAUGGUGUCGACCGCAACCGCUUCAGCGUCGUAAGAAGCGAUGGCGGAGUGACGCUGCAGCUCGCAGAAUCCAUCAAGAAGGCCGGACUCUACAAGGUCAACAUCGAGCCGAAGUCCGUCGGAGGAAGAGGCGGAGAACCAAUCGAGAGCGUUCCGCCUUCGAGUCCACUUGGCGGUCACGGAGUGAAAAGUCACGGAGUGAAAAGUCACGGAGGGCACGCCGGUCCUCCUCAUAGUCUCCAGCGAUGCACCGAGAUCUAGGGCGUCGUAAAAGUGCCACAUUUUUUUUUUCUCAUUAAAACAUUACAACAAAUUA
This is a messenger RNA of Ixodes scapularis (black-legged tick), 9111 nucleotides long. Its product is annotated as fibrillin-2. NCBI's taxonomy places the organism in Eukaryota, Metazoa, Arthropoda, Arachnida, Ixodida, Ixodidae. Gene Ontology annotation, molecular function: calcium ion binding. The record is from RefSeq and is a predicted model, not a curated record.